AUGCAUACCGCAUCAGCUUCAGUAUUUUCAAAUUUGCCAGGAUUAGAUAGAUUCUGUAGUCUCAGUGACAAUGUUAUUCAAUGCAACAUUCAUGUAGUAAAUUUUCUAGAUUUCAGAGACAUUCGGAAACUUUUGUCUGAUCUUUCGGGUACUGCUGUUGUUAUUCUAAAUAUAACAUGCGGAGAUGUUGGUCAGUUACGAUUACCAUGGCCAAUGAAAUCAAGGAAUAUAAACGAACUUUGGGUAGAUGGCUGUCACGUGCAUGGUUUUCAUGAAUUCGAUUUAUCAAUGGCUGAUGUUCCAGAUCGAAUGGUUAAAUUGAAAUUAAAAAAUAGUGUAAUAGAAAGUAGUGUUUUUGAUACGCUUAGCAUUUUUUCUAAGGAAUCUUUCGAUUGUGGACAACAAACUUUAAGUUAUCUGGUAAUGCAAAAUAUCAGUUAUGAACUUAUUUUGGAGCCUAAAGAUAUCACCGGUUUAGAAUCGAAAGGCGUUAUAAUGGACGCUGGAGAUGUUUUGCUGCCGAAUAAGGAGCCAUUAACAAAAAUGUGUAAUUAUAAAGAUCUUGAAAAAAUCGAUAUCAGUAACAGUGUUGAUGGAAUGACAUAUUUUAUUCUUCCUCUACAAAACUCAGAAUUUCCAAAAUUAACACAUUUCAAUAUGUCUAAUAAUAGCCUUUUGUCGUUUCCAGAUUUGAUGAUGAAUUGGGAAGUGACUUUUCCAAAUUUGGAAUCAUUAGAUUUAUCCUCCAAUGAACUGGAUAAUAUAGACUUUAGUUCUAGUACAACUGCAAGCAAAAGACACAAACCACUGUUUAUGAAUUUGAGGAACAAUCUCUUUGUGAACGUUCCGCCUAUAGUAAGUCAACUUCUACAAAGACCCGUCCCUAUACUUGUGGACAUGGGAGAUAAUCCACUGGUGUGUGGCUGUGAUACAUUACUUUAUAAAAAAUAUUUACAGAGUGUCAUUAAAACGUAUCCAAUCAUCGAAAAUCUACAAAAUACAACGUGUUUACAAAAGUCAGGACAGAAAACCAAGAUCUUGGAACUUGAGGUCAAUAAUUGUUAA
Messenger RNA from Mytilus trossulus (common blue mussel), 1065 nucleotides. RefSeq lists its product as uncharacterized. The transcript has a single exon. The coding region runs from base 1 to 1065 and encodes 354 amino acids. NCBI's taxonomy places the organism in Eukaryota, Metazoa, Mollusca, Bivalvia, Mytilida, Mytilidae. The record is from RefSeq and is a predicted model, not a curated record. Gene Ontology annotation, molecular function: protein binding.